Messenger RNA from Cuscuta epithymum, 3558 nucleotides. Lineage: Eukaryota; Viridiplantae; Streptophyta; Magnoliopsida; Solanales; Convolvulaceae. The record is from the annotation of a GenBank genome assembly.
AAUGUCAACCUCUUGAAUCUUUUUUAGUAUUUAGUAUGCACUUUCUUGUAUUUUUAUCAAAAUUUCACGUCAAUUGGCCCGUGUGAUGAUAUCUACUAAUUGCAAAAUUUGUUCAAAUGUUUCGGUAUGUGUUUGGCAUUGUACCGAACCGUUUUGUUCCGUUCCAAAACGACAUGGUACCGAAUGGUUCUAUUCUUAGAACCGGACCGUACCGAAUCGUUAAAAACCUCACGAAUACAUUAUGGGUUUUACUAAUUUACCGGACCGUUCCGGACCGCGCCCACCCCUAAUCAAAGGUAUCAAUUAUAGACCUCAAGAUUCGGUCCACAGCAGCAGAUCCAAAAACAUCAACCAUAAGAAACAGACCAGGUAGAGGCAGAGUAUGGUAACAACCGCCCUCUCACUGUCGCUCCAAAUCAUUCACCGGACAAGAAACGACGUAAACCGUCCGUUGGAAAUACAAAUGCUAAACGCAAGAUAGGGAGAAGACCACUUCAACAAUCCGUAAAAUCAAGCUUCUUCGAGGAUGAGUAAAAUGAUCGUCUAAUUGAUGGAAGAAGUUGUCUCAAUCAUCAGUUGGCCGCCACAAAUCCCCAAUGACCCAAUAUAAUUGACGUACAAGGAAGGAUCUAUACAACCCCUCAUUUCCGCAUCGGCCACUACGGUUGUAUUUAGGGCAUCUGCUCCCGGUCAAGGAAAUUGAUAUAAAAAGUCAAUCUUGUAAUGUACAUAAGACAAGACAACACAUCAUCUCUAAUUAUUUAAAAGUAACAAUUUGUUUUUGCUACCACCUCAAAAGUUCUUAUGAUAUUUCUAUUGGCCAUAACAGACUGUAGCAAAUCCCUUUAGUUCAAUUCACAUACAUUAUGGAGUACUCGUCUGCUCCAAAAUAAACUUCAUUCUUUUCUUUUCCGCCUUGUUGAGUUCCCUCCUUACCUGAAAAAUUAUUGAGAACUUUAGAAUACUGUUGAGAUGUCUAGAAUUCUAUAGAUAUGUAUGUAUAGAGAAGUAUUGAGUGUUCUAGAAUAAAUCUUGAGCUUUCUAGAUAGACAUGGUAGUGUAGAAUAUUUUAGAAUAGGCGUGUGGAAUAAUGUAGAAUAUUCUAGAACAUUGUAGAGUUUUCUAGAUAAGUGUAGAAUUCUCUAUAAUCGUGUGGAUAUGUGUGAAAGUCUCUAGCACAGUCAGAAGAGAUGUGAAGUUCUCUAAAUCCUUCCCGAAGAUUGGAGAAACUUGUGGAUACUUCUUGAAAGACUCUAGAAGUGUAGUGGUGUAUAGAGAGUUCUAGCCUUGAGAAGAUUAGUAUAAAUAGGAGUGACACUCCUCAUCCCUACGAGAGUCUCGAGAAAAGCUCUUGAUGAGUGAGUGAGAGUUAUAGCCUUCUUGAGGGAUAUAAUUGAUCACAACCUUCUUAUGAGAAAAGAGAGAUUCAAAGAUGUCAUGUGAUGAGUGUGAGUGAAUAACAUCUUGAUGGUGAGAGAAGACAAUUCAAGAAGGCUCUCAUGAGUGAGGUAGAAUUAAGUAAUUCCCAAAUACAAAGAGUAAAGUGAGCUACCCGUUUACUUGUAAAAUAUCUCUUGUAUGUUUCUAUUUUUAUUUUUUUAUUUAAUAUUUAUUUCGUGUUUUUAUUACAUUUUUAUUAUGAAUAGAGUUAUAUUUUUUUUAUUACUUUUAUAUUUUAGUUAUUAAUGAAAUAUGAAUUGUUUUAGAGAGAGAGGGUCUGGCGACUUUAGGGACCUCCGGCAUAACUGCCGGCGCUUUGGCCGGCGGCAACACACAACCAGAAGAGUUCAAUGGCAAGAAGGCGGGCACUGGCACUAUUCUGUUGGGCUCCUUCCCGGUUUGUGUUGAUGAGUCUUUCUGGAUUUCAGCCAGCCAACAACGGACAAAAUUAGGAGACAGCCGUAUCUCUUCCGGGGAAAAUCAAGCUCAUCCGUGAUCCACUCAGCGACUGGAGCUCGCAAAGAAGGAGAUACCUUCCCAACGCCCGCGAAACUACCUCCGUACGGGUCUGUCUUCUCAGAAAUGGCGGACCCAAAGGAUGGAUCUUGGUACCUCUGAAACCAAGGCAAGGGAAACCAGCUUCAGUUCAUUUAGAGGCAACGACCAAGCUCUCUCCAUAUCGUUAGGAAGCACACCGGUCAAAUCUGCAGGGGAAUAAUAGCCUGGGCUUUGGAAAUUUUGGUCAUAGAAGUUCUAGACCAGGCUGUUUUUCACAGCAACGGCGACAUCACGAGUCACCUAUCUGCCAACACACAGCAACGCAAGGGGAAUUGACAUCAGCUCAUCCGCAAGCAACAACCAAGCUCCAUCCAGAUCGAAGGGAAGCUAACCAGACUAAUAUUCAGGGGAAUUUUUUUAUUCCUUUGGAUUGGAAGGCUGAGAAUUUUUUAAUUCAUCCAAAUGGGUUUGAAAUUCCAAUUGAAAGCAAAUCUUUCCGUUUCUAUAUCUUUAGUUGCAACUUUAUUCGAAUAUUUGAAACAAAAAAUCAUAUUACAUCUGCCAUUGAUCUUGAUCUUGAAAGGGUGACUUGGUUGAUGAACUCAAUUGCCAAGCUUUUAUCUGAUAAUUGGUCUCGUACUAAGCUUGAAUUGAAUAAGUCUCUUCUAUUUUUUCAUGAUGCUAAUUUCUUUGGAGGCUUCUUUCACAUCAUCAAGAAAGAUUGUGAUUCCUUGUUUAAACCUGAAGGAUGGAAUGGAUUGGGGAUUUAACACUUUAUGAAUGGGAUCUCAAGAGCAAUUCAUCUAAUGAAGGAAUGUUCAGGUGAGAAUCUAGGUAACGUCCAAUCUAAUUUUGAGAGAGAUAUUUUCAUUCCUUGGUUGGACAGGAACCCCUCCCACCAGAACGAAUUUUCUAUUUCGGGGGCAUUGCUUCAGAUUGAUAUUGACAUGUCUAAUUCUUUUGAGAAAUCUCUUGUCUUGCUUCCGGUUGGGGAUAAUUGUAUCAUUGAGCACUCGGGAACUCUUGACUCUUCUUUACCAAUCAUUAAGGAUUUCUUCUAAAGCUCAAUCAAAGAAUUUGAAAGAAUUCUUUCAUCUGCUAUUGGUAAUAGAGACUCUUUAGAUGAGAAAAUGGGUAAAACAGUGAAUGCUAAUCACGGUCCUAAUGUCAAAUUCCCGAGUGAAACUCAAUACUUGGGAGAUGAUAGUGAGGGUGUAUUUUCUGAAAAGCUAGCCUAUAACUCGGGAGAUGAUUUCCUUGGUCAUGCUUCAGAGAGUGAAAAGAGGACUCCUAUUUCUUCGAUGGAGGAUCUAUGGGACUCCGACACCAAUCAGGAUAUUUGUAACAAAGCAAAACUGGUCACGAGGGACAACUGCUUGCCUACAAUGAACUUAAAUACCCAAAUGAAAAUAUACAGGAAAAAGCAUAAGAGGUCGCAUCUUAUGAAGACCAGAUCCCAAUCACGUAUGGAGAUUCUUGAUUAAGCAUUAAGGAUGUAUGGGGAGGGUUCUUUGUUGUAAUUCAGGUUGGUUGGUUUUAUUUUGUUCUCUUUUAUUUUUCUUUUAUUUUCUAACUGUACUUUACUUUCCAUUUCUUUAAUAAAAAUUGUUCUUUUUAAAA